CGGCCGGAAGAGAGCCGGCGGGCACGGAGGCGGCCGGGAGCAGGGGGCAGCGCGGCCUCCGGGGAAGGGGGGAAUUCACCAUUGGAAUAUAAGGACAGCGUCUUAAGGGCUGUAACUAGAAAACGCUCGGAGUCCGGCGGUGAAAUUGGGAGCGAGGGCUCGAACGAGGCGGCCGGAGAAUAGCUGGGCUUGGAGGCGCGGGCAGCGCGCUGAGCGGGGCGUCCCCGCGGGCUGAGAGCUCCGCCGGCAGCUGCGGGAGCGGCGCGGGGCAGCGCUGUGCCGAUGCGCGCUGAGCGGGGUGCGCGCGGACACCGGCGUGUGGAGCUCGGCCAGCCGUUUUCACGCAGUCGGGUGUAGAAAUUAAAAUGCAUGAAGUAGCGUUAAAUCUUGCGAGUCCCCUCCCCCUAGCGAGCAUCCAGGCUCGGGGGCGGGCGCCGUUCUGAACGCUCCGCCGCGUUUCCCUGGAACGGCCGAAUCGCCCCGCAGCCCCCGUUCCGGUACGAUGCCCUGGGCGGUGCCGGCGGGGUGCGGCCGGGGAGCGCUCCGCUCCCGGCUCGGGUACCGCUCGUUUUCCUGCAGCGCUCCGAUCGAGACGCGCAUCUAUAGGCGCUGAGCUACUGCGGUGCCACCUGGAUGGGGAAAGUGUAACUCAGUUGUCAGACAGGGAGGUAAAUCGCUCGGAUUUAACCUCGUAGAAAAGCCGCGAGUCGCUUUCACCAGAAAUGAUGGCGGGGUGCGCGCGGAGCCGAUGGUACAUCGGCGAGAGCUGUGGCAUCGCUCGCGUUUUACGGCGCUUAGCGGGGACAGCCCGAAGGCGGAGGAUACAGCGCUGUGGUGCGAGCAGCGGGGCCGGACUGCGGGCUGGCGCUGCCGCGGGCGGCGCGUUUCGCAGCGCGGUGCCGGGAGCUGCCCGCGGGCGCUGGGCGGUGCCGCCGAGGGUAACGGCACCUCGGUGGCGAACAAGGACGCGACGAAGAUCAGCACGGUCCGCGUGCAGGGCAACGACAUCUCGCACCGGCUGCGGCUGUCGGGCGUGCGGCGGCAGGACGAGGGCGUCUACGAGUGCCGCGUGGCGGACUUCAGCGACGACGAGACGCAGGAGCACAAGGCCCAGGCGCUGCUGCGCGUCCUGUCCCGCUUCGCUCCGCCCGACGUGCAGGCGGCCGAGGCGGUGUCCCACAUCCAGAGCGGGGCGGCCCCCCGCCGCCACGGCCCCGCCGGCAGAGCCACGCCGCCGCCCGGACCCGGCAAGCGUCCGCCGCCGCCCCCCGGAGAGUGGGGACCCUCCGCCGCCGCCGCCGCCGCUUCGGCCUCGCCGCCGCCCGGACAGGGGCAGGGCCGGGGGCGGACCGCCAUCCUGCAGCAGCAGCACGGCUCAGGCACAGGACCUAUUUAUGCUACAGACCCACUCCUAUACAUGUUCCUGUUAAUACUGCAUAAGCUUGUACAUUUAUUAGUAAACCACUGAUGGACUACUUCCUCCACUACUCCUCAGCCAAACAAAAGGAACCUAUUUAAGAACAGGACAAGCCCCUGACAAAACAUUACCCACAGUUGGAAGGAUGGACAGAAAGAGACUGAAAGAAGCAUGAUAAAUUCUACAUGAGGGGAAAACAUAUUUUUGGGGAUGUCACAGAAGGUAAACCACAAAAAAUAAUGCAUCUAGUUUCCAGACCCUGUGGUGUAAGGCCCUGCUCUGUGCACGGCACCUAUGGUUUCUCUAUUUUAAUGUAAUAUUUUUCUUUUCUAAACCUUUCCUCUGACUCUUCAGACUCUUCAUUUUGCACGAACUGUUGAGCAGUUAUCUUUAUGACAGUAUGUAAAGAUGCUGGGUCAAAACCCUUCCUAAGAAAGGAAAUAUUUUUAGUAGAUUGUGUUUAGUUUUUCUGAAUUUC
Messenger RNA from Phasianus colchicus (ring-necked pheasant), 1895 nucleotides. RefSeq names its product V-set and transmembrane domain containing 2B (gene VSTM2B). The record is from RefSeq and is a predicted model, not a curated record. Gene Ontology annotation, cellular component: membrane. Lineage: Eukaryota; Metazoa; Chordata; Aves; Galliformes; Phasianidae.